UUUAACAUGUUUGCGUCAUUGAGGUAAUUAAUAAGAGCGGUCUAAUUUUUUGAGUUAAUUUUUCAAUUUCUCAUUCAGUACUGUAAAAAAUUAAUCAGUUUUUAUCAUUCUUUAAUCGUAUCAUUAAUAAUAAACUAAUUACUAUGAAGUAACAUUUAUUUUUUUGAAUUAACACACUUAAUUUUUCAUGAUUUUAGUGGUAUAAAUGGUACUCAAAAUUUUAAGAAUAUGCCGUGGUGUGCAGUAGAGGGUUGUAGAAAUAAUUUAAAAGCCACAAAGAGAGCAGGUAAAAAUGUAUCAUAUCAUAUUUUCCCCAAGAAUCCUCAAAGGCGUAAUGCUUGGUUACAAGUCAUUAAGAGAACAACAAAAUUUAAUGUGAAUUCUUCUUAUGUUUGUUCUGAGCAUUUUGUUCCUGAUGAUUUUGAGUGUAAUAGUUUAAAAGAAGAAUUACUAAACAUUAAAAUUAAAAAACAACUUAAGAAAACUGCCAUUCCAUCAAUAAAUAUUAAUUAUUCAACACCAAAACUCGUAACCAUUGAUAAUGAAAACUCCACUUUUUUAGUUGAUAAAUCAAAGAAUGAUAUUUUUAUGUCUGAGACUAUUUCUGAUAUCUAUAAUGUGAAGUGUUGUGUAUCUAACUGUAAUAGUAUUUAUGAUGCUGAGGUACUAGAAUAUAAUGAAAAUAUUUUGUUCCAUAGUUUUCCCAAUGAGACUGAAGUUUCAGAAAAAUGGUUAUCUUUUUGCAAUCUUCCUAAACAAUUUUUAUUAGAUAAUCCGAAUGCUAAAAUAUGCUCAAAGCACUUUGAAACUAAUGAUUAUUCAGACAACAAUAGUGAAUUGAUAUAUCCAGCGAACAGAUUAUUGAAAAAGUUUGCUAUUCCUUCUUUAGUAAAUGAAAAACAAAAAUCUGUCAGUACAAAAAAUGAACAAGAUUUGAGAUUGGAAAGAAAAAAAAUUGUUGAUAAACUUUUGGCUGACUAUGAUGAACAAAAAAAUAUAACUAAAAUAGAUAACAGUUUAUAUUCUAAAUAUGCAGACUACUUUUCAACUAAUAUCAUCCCUAAUGCUAAGCUUGGUGAUAAAUUAAAAUUAAUAAAAGCUAAAGAUCAAUCAGGAACUUGUUAUACUUCCUGUAGAAAAAGAAAAAAGUUCAAGGAACCUAUCAAUAUUAAUUUAACCAAUACACAACUUCCUAAUGUUGUUAUUCAGAGUCCUAAAUUAAAUAAUGAACAUGUUAUUCAUGUAUCAACUGUUCAAGGAGGACUUAUGCUACAAGCAAUACCUCAACCUGAACCAGUCAUAAAACAAGCUAAAAUAUCACAUCAACUUGAAAAAGAUUUGCCAGAAUUAGAGGAAGAAAUUAUUAUUGUAACAGAAGAUGAAGCUAAUAGAGUGGAUCUAUCUUCAUAUUCCCAACUGCACAAAGAAAACAGUGCUGAAGUAGUUAUAGUUACCGAUUUAAAAGACACAGAUAAUAUACCUAAAACAUCUGUGAUAAGUCAAAAUUAUAAUAAUGCAUAUAUUCAAAAUGCACUACCCAAACCAAUCAAAGAAUUAAUCAACCCACUUCCUCAGACACAAGUGUCAUUUCAACAAGAAAAAUGCUGCCAGGUACUCAUUCCAUGCAAAGGUUGUGAACAAAGAAGUUUUAAAAUUAAUAAGUUAUUAAGAGAAAGAGCAAAAAUGUUAAAAGAUUUAAAUCAAAGUAGUACUUGGAAAGAUCCUGAUGAAAUUGAAAACUUAAAAAAAAUGAAUGGUGUUUUAUCAAUUUUAUUAAUGCAAAGUCUCGGUGAUAAAAUUAAUAAAAAAUCUUCAGCUAUAAGAGUGGACUUAGUACAAGAUACUAUUGAAAGAGUUGACCGGGGUUGGUCUAUGCAAGAUACCUCUGAAAUUUUAAGUCAACUCAUGAGUGCCAAUGCUUAUGAUGAAUUUGCUAGAGCUUUUGAAUUUAUUAAUGAAGUUUGAAAAAGUUAAAUAAAAUUCAUCCUUAUUAUGCAUUUAUUUUACUGUCAUUUUAUUUAUUUAUACAUUUUUUUUUUUUUUUUUUUUGUAGCCACAAAUUUAUUUAUUGUUAAAAAAGACAAUUAAAAAGUCAUUUUUUUAUGGAUAAAAAUUAUUUUUAGACAUGAAUUAUUUAUUUUCUACUUAACUGUAAGACUGGUUAUAUUUUCUUUAAUCACAUUUUAACUUAUUUUUUGUAGCUUAUUUAUAUAUUAUUCUAUAUUUGUAAAGAAGUUAAAACAA
Messenger RNA from Daktulosphaira vitifoliae (grape phylloxera), 2244 nucleotides. RefSeq lists its product as uncharacterized. The transcript is spliced from 5 exons. The coding region runs from base 229 to 1965 and encodes 578 amino acids. Gene Ontology annotation, molecular function: sequence-specific DNA binding. Lineage: Eukaryota; Metazoa; Arthropoda; Insecta; Hemiptera; Phylloxeridae. The record is from RefSeq and is a predicted model, not a curated record.